AUGGGGGUUGCGGUCUACAACAUCUCUGCGACCUCAGCCAGAGUGAGCUGGCCGUCGUCCCCCAGCUGCCUGGACACCUUCUACAGCGUCAUGUACGACCCCAACUGGAACAGCCUGCUGAUGGGCUACAAGCGCAAGAGCUUCAUGCACGAGGAACGCAUCCCCGUCAGUCAGACCAGCACGCACCUGGCCAACCUCCUCCCGCAAACCGCCUACUUCCUGUGUGUGACGUGUCAGGCGGCCAAUCCGGUGCGGGACCAGUGCCAGGUGUUCAGCACUCCGAGUGACAGCAGCGAAGGUCACGACAGGACGGGCUGGGAGCUCGCCAUGGGCGUCUGGCUGACCUGCUGCAUCUUGCUGCUAGUCAUCGCCAGCGUCCUGUUGUGGGGGUGUCUUCACACCAUCUGCUCCCUGCCCGGUCAGGCCGCUGACAGCUGCCAUGUCGUGACCAACUCGACCCGUCAAGACAUGUCCGGAUCGGAACGCCUCUACGCUCCCAGACGCACCAGCGAGGACAGCGCCAAACACAUCCUGCAGCCCCCCCUCCUCUCGACGCAGCCCGCCGGCCACAUAAUUACCCAGGACCACGAGCUGAGGACACUCGCCAAGCUGUCCGGCAGCGAGCCAGCGUGA
Messenger RNA from Plectropomus leopardus (leopard coralgrouper), 633 nucleotides. The record is from RefSeq and is a predicted model, not a curated record. NCBI's taxonomy places the organism in Eukaryota, Metazoa, Chordata, Actinopteri, Perciformes, Serranidae.